ACAAAAAACUGUACCGCAUAACUUAUUUCGGUCGGCAUCGGUAGCUUGGGCGGCGGCGGCGCGAGGGGACGGAGCGAUGCAGGCACUAGCACGGACGGCGCGAUGCCUCUGGCCGGUGGCGUCAGAUGCGGCGGCGGGGAGGGGAUGCUACGGGCAGUUGCAGCCGUCGCGGGGGAUCAUGGUGCAGGUGAGGGACGGCAACCUGGAGCGCGCGCUGUCGGUGAUGGAGCGCAAGAUGAAGUCGAGCGGCAUCGAGCGGCUGAUCAAGCGCCGCACCGAGCACCACGUCAAGAACUCCGAGAAGCGCGUGCUCGCUCGCAAGGCGCUCAUGGCGCGCGUUCGCUCCCAGGAGCUCGGCAAGAGGCUCCGCGACAUCCUCAUCAAGAAGAUCCGGGGUCAGUGAGAGCAUAUCUCAAUGGGAGGCAUUUCAGCAGCAUUCUAUCGCACUACAGGAGGAUUAUUAGCAGCAAUUUUGCAUGGGUGCUCCAUGUUAAACAUGUAAUCAAUCUCCAUGGUGGAAUUGGAUAAUUGAACUACCCUUUUUUCCAAGGGUCGAUCCAUUUGUGGCAACUUAAUAUACUCAACUGUGUAAUAAUAAUCUUUUGCUUUCUUGGAUCAUGAACUAGUUUUUCUUGGAUCAUGGAUGGUAAUUGUUGAGUUUUAUGGUACAACAUAGCAGUUACUUAGUCUCUUAA
Brachypodium distachyon (stiff brome) is the source of this 695-nucleotide messenger RNA. RefSeq lists its product as uncharacterized. Bases 77 to 403 code for a protein of 108 amino acids. NCBI's taxonomy places the organism in Eukaryota, Viridiplantae, Streptophyta, Magnoliopsida, Poales, Poaceae. The record is from RefSeq and is a predicted model, not a curated record. The transcript has 2 exons. Gene Ontology annotation, biological process: translation. Gene Ontology annotation, molecular function: structural constituent of ribosome. Gene Ontology annotation, cellular component: ribosome.